This is a messenger RNA of Ectocarpus sp. CCAP 1310/34, 2232 nucleotides long. The record is from the annotation of a GenBank genome assembly. Lineage: Eukaryota; Phaeophyceae; Ectocarpales; Ectocarpaceae.
AUGCGUUCCCCCCUCGAGCUCGACGACCUGGCGCCUGGCGCUGUGCACGACGCUCUUGUUCAUGACAGCGACGCAGCACGUGCGGCCGGCGAAAGGAAGAUAACCAUCAUGUUGCCGCUUGUCCUGCUGACUCUCUCUUUGGCAAGGGGGGUGGCCCAUGAAAGUGCUUUCGUCACGCCGGGGGUGAUGCCUCAGGGGCACUGCAACUGUCAAUCGAGAACAGCAGACGCACGAGGGACUCUCUUCAUGAACAAGGGUUUCGGCGUGGCGAAGAAGAAACCCCCGAGGAAAAAGCCUUCCAGGCGGAGCGGUUUCGCCUACACGGGGGAGCUCCGGCCGGGGACCCUGAGCCCAACACGGCCGGUGCCGCCGGAGAUUGGCAGGCCUGACUACGCGGUGGAUGGCAUCCCGAAGGGCAAGAGCCCGAUGCUGCCGUGGGUCAUCGAGGUUAAGAACGAGGCCGAUAUCGCGGCCAUGAAGGCAGCGGGGAAGGUCGCGAGAGAGGUGUUGGACCUAGCCGGGCAGGCCGUGAAAGUGGGCGCCACGACGGACGACAUCGACCGCGUGUGUCACGAGGCGGCGGUGGAGAGGGGGGCUUACCCUUCGCCGCUCAAUUACCAAGGGUUCCCCAAGAGCUGCUGCACCAGCAUCAACGAAAUAAUCUGCCACGGCAUCCCAGACAGCACCGUGCUGGAGGACGGCAUGAUCGUGAACGUAGACGUGACGGUGUUCUACAAGGGGUACCACGGGGACUGCUCGGAGAUGUUCUUGGUCGGGGAGGUGGACCAGGCCGGCAAGGACCUGGUUAAGGACACGUACGACAUCUGGCAGCAGGCCAUCGCGUACUGCAAGCCGGGGCGACAUUACAAGGGCAUCGGGGGAGUGAUCGAGGAUUUGUGUACCGCAAAGGGCUACACUACCGUCCCAAACUUUUGUGGGCACGGCAUCGGGAAGCUGUUCCACACCAACCCGAACAUCCUCCACUACAAGAACAACGAGUCCAACGGCAUCAUGAAGGAGGGGCACACGUUCACGAUCGAGCCGAUGAUCUGCGAGGGAACCGCCAAGAGCGUGAUGUGGCCAGACAAGUGGACGGCGGCGACGGCGGACGGGAGGAGAACAGCGCAGUUCGAGCACACGUUCCUCAUGACGGCCGACGGAGCCGUGCCCUUGACCGGCAAGCUCGACACGUCUCCGAGACAGUUCUGGGAGAAAUGAGCAUGGGGUGAAGGGACGACUGACUUUUGCGGCGCAACACGAGGACUUAGAGGAAAAAUCGGUAAUAUGGGUAUAAAAGGCAAUCACCGCAGGAGGGGUCGGUGGGGGACCUUAGAGAGAGAAUGGAUUGAGUUCCUACCAGGCAGAAGGGCUGUGAGCGCUGACCAAAGAACACGAAAAAAAAGAAAUGGUUCUGGCGAGACUUAUGGUGGAGGGUUGUAGCGAGUGUUUGAUGACGGAAAGAAAAAGGGCCCCGUGGCUGCGAUUAUUACGUCCGAAGGCAACGGCCAAGGGGGGGCGAGCAACAGAGAGAUCGAGAACGGUCAGAGAACGAUUUCCCUCAAGUCUUCUGUGAUACGAAUGGCGGCGACUACGUAACUUGGUGGUAUUUGACGCGGUGGGUGGGGCAAGGUUCGGGGAGGGGGGGGGCGUGGGGGUGUUCUCGUACGGCCUCUCGACUCGUUCAGUCCCGUUCUACCGACACAAUUCAGUGCUCUCUCGAACCGCCAGGUAUGGUGGCCAGGUAUGGUGGCCGUAAGAUCCACCACAGCAGCAGGCGAGCUAUCGAGAUGUACCGACAGCAGUUCUUCCAUCCACAGAGAGAGCACACACAGCAACAGUAGAGCACCAGAGAAGAACGAACGCGUUCGCGCCUCCCUUUCUUACCUUAGCAUUCACAAAAACUGCACAACCUCCUGCUGUGUGUGGUACAAGGUGUUUGCGAACUCACUGAGGGAAUUCAGUUUCUUUUUGGGAUGGGGACGGGGCGGGCUUUGCCUUGCAGUAGUGUCGAGAAUCCUGCAGGGCCCGUUAAGGUGUGUGUGGUUGGUGAUGGGGAGCUACUGGGUCUCAAUUCACCCUUGUCCCGUUUUGGUCACUGCGGGCUUGUCGAUUUCGAUCGAGUACAACUGUUGUGCAACGUGCGCCUAAACCGCUCUUUUUUGCGGUUUCCUUGGUUUUUCUGGGCGAAAAACUCAUGGGCAUGGUGGUAUCUACGAUCAAAGAAGUUGCUCA